UUCUCAACACCAAGAAUUUCUCGAUUUUUUUUUCGUGAUGUUGACAACUUUGUUGAUGAAUGUUUUCACUCUAUACUGACGCCAUUGUUUAAAAUAACCAGGGGGUGUGACGCUCGAAGUCGCGUUUGGCGAAGUUAUUUCCUGUCCAACCAACAAUAUGCGACAAUUGCCAAACUUCGUGUUGCUAAUUGCAUUUUUUGCGAAAAGAAUGAUAUUCAAGAAUUGUUCAAGAUAAUUUCAUAACUCUAAAACAUGGCUCAACCUGUGUUAGCUACGUGUGGCCUCAACGAAGCGACCAUUCCUUCACUCACCCUCAUCAAGCAGGACUCCGGAGUAGACGGUAGCUUCCUAAUUGUCGCAAUUCUUGGCCAUCGCCUCAAAACGUCCAAAGAUCAUCGAGUCCUGCUGAUCGCUGCCCAGCACAACUUCACCCACUACAGUUCGGCCUGCCUCAAGCUGAACUACAACCUGGGACCAUCCCGAGACUCUGGACAACUGCAAACAAUGGACAUUGGAGCCGACCUAUUCCAGAACUUCCCCGAAGCAGGUCCCAAUCUAAGCGACCUGCAGAAGCACAUCGAAGUAUUCCUCCAAAGUUCACCACAAGCAACAAUUCUGAUCGAUGACUUGACCUUCUUCCUCAACCUCGGUCACAUCGAGUCGCAGCUGAUCGAUUUCGUCGAAGCAAUCGUCACCGGGCUAAAUCGUCCCAAUCAAGCGGUCGUAAUCAAGCUGAACACGGCCGACCUGUACGACGUGCUGGGUGCAAACUUGGACGAUCUGGCCGCGACGGAACUGCGGCUGGAGCGGUUGACGUCGGGCAACUUUCGCGAAGUAGAUGGGCGGUUGACCGUGAGCAGGGUGCGUGAGGAGGAGGACGCGUUAGUGCAGACGAAGCAGCGGGAACGGCAGGUGCUGUUUAAGGUAAACGAACGGAACGUGAAGGUGUUUGUGCCGGGCGAGCUGGGGAUUAAGAAUCUGUGAGGUAUGUUGGAGAAUUAUAAGAUUUGCUGUUGGAAA
This is a messenger RNA of Culex quinquefasciatus (southern house mosquito), 1020 nucleotides long. RefSeq names its product elongator complex protein 6 (gene Elp6). Bases 253 to 984 code for a protein of 243 amino acids. Gene Ontology annotation, cellular component: elongator holoenzyme complex. Gene Ontology annotation, biological process: tRNA wobble uridine modification. The transcript has 2 exons. The record is from RefSeq and is a predicted model, not a curated record. NCBI's taxonomy places the organism in Eukaryota, Metazoa, Arthropoda, Insecta, Diptera, Culicidae.